AUGAUGCUCUCUCGCAAGCACCGGCCGGCGCCCUCGGUCAAGUCGCUGCCUAUCAGCCCUCCGCUGCCCUUCCCGCCCGCCUACUACCAGCACCCGCAUGAGCACCGCGCAGGAGACGCAAAGCAACCGCUAGACCACGCCGAGAUAUAUCCCCAGAUGGCGCCGCGCGACUAUCCAGACUAUGCGGCGAUGCCAGACCCUGCGUCGGGCGUGAACCUUGCCGUCGAGCAGUCCUACUUCGACCUGCGCGGCCAGCACCAGCACCACCAUCAUCUUCACCAUCACCACCACCACCACCAAGAACAUCCCGAACACUCCGAGCAAUACCCCUUCAGCCCAAAUGACUACAGCUACGAGUUCAACAACUACAGUGCGCCCCGACUGCCGCCCUCGCCGCCGACGUCUCCGCCCUAUGCGGCUGCCGUGCCCCAGGAAGACCACUACCCGGCCUCGCUGCCUUCGCUGCCUCGCUCGCUAAAGAGCGCCGGCCACAAACGGGGCACUCGCUCGAUGGGUAGUGCGACGGCCAUUUCGCGGCCCUCGCGGCACAGCAGAGGCGGCAGCGCUGCUACGGACGUUGGACGGGCCUCAGAUGUAUCGAUAGACCUGACGGACAUGCUGUCGGACAAGCUGGACGAGGUCAUCAACCAUAUGGACAUGCAAGUCUUUAGUGGCCGUGAGAGAGACCUCUAUCUCGAUGUUGAUGCUGGCCCGGUCGGCCCUGAUGCGGCCACCAAGACCAACUCCAGCCGCAGCUUUCUGCGCUCCUCCUCGUCGGCCUCCAACAAGACGAACUACUUUGCAAAGGCAUACCACUACGCAAACUCCAGGCUACCCCCUAAACUCACCCCUCUCAAUCUGUUCAUAUCAACAUGGCCGCUGCUGUGUCUGGCUGCCCAGUCGUCCCAGAGCGCCUACAACCGUCCCUCCCCCGUCGAGCGGGAGACUCAAGUCGAAGGAGACCCUUACUUGGGCACAAAGACCAUGGUCAUCAAGUCUGUUGCCCUCGACCAUAUGAAUCUCAUCGUCUUUGCCGUCAGAGGCACCACCCGCUCCUCUUUCACGGACUGGGCUACCAACAUGAAUGCCGAGCCUGCAACUCCCACAGGCUUCCUCGACGACCCAGGUAAUCUUUGCCACGCUGGUUUCCUCUCCGUGGCCCGCAAGAUGGUCCGUCCAGUGGCCCUGCGGCUCGAGCAGCUUCUGGUCGAGAACCCUGCUCGCUCAAAGUUCUCUCUUGUCAUUACAGGCCACUCCGCCGGCGGUGCGGUUGCUAGCCUGCUGUACGCCCAUAUCCUCUCUUCCACUUUGCGUUCGGAACUGAUAUAUCUCCGUGACCGCUUCAAGCGCAUACACUGCUUCACCUUUGGCUCUCCGCCGGUAUCUCUGCUGCCUAUUAACAAGCCGUCGGACCCACGCUACGCCAAAUGGCUCUUCUACACCUUUGUUAAUGAAGGAGAUCCGCUCUACAAGUCGCCAGUCCCGUCAAUCAACGGCAGCAGGUCUCGUUCAUCUACAACCAACAGCAAGCCAAGUAAGCUCGGCUUCCUCAAGGACCGUCGAGAGAGCUAUGAUAGACCCGACUUUGAACAGCAAGUCAGCUGGCCUAUUCCCUCGCCCACACUCACCUUGCCAGGCUGCCUGAUCGUCCUUCGCGGAGAUAGAACUAACCCCAGAGACAAGGAUGUGGUGGAAGCAUACCUGACGAGCAACGAUCAGAUGGCCGGCGUUGUCUUUGGAGAUGUUAUGAUGCAUAUGAUGACCCUAUACGAGCGGCGCAUUCAGCUUCUGGCUACAGAUGCUGUCACUGCCAGGGCUGCUCGAUGA
Molecule: messenger RNA, 1827 nt
Organism: Nannizzia gypsea CBS 118893
Lineage: Eukaryota; Fungi; Ascomycota; Eurotiomycetes; Onygenales; Arthrodermataceae
Exons: 4
Coding region: 1-1827 (608 amino acids)
Biological process (GO): lipid metabolic process
Source: RefSeq, a predicted model, not a curated record